AAGACUCCCUAACUGAGACGUCUGAAGACCCUGUGUGCUGUGAGAAGAAGCUGCCUUGUUUCUGUUGAGGUGUUUGUUUGUUUACUACCGUCACCGUGGCGACCCGGAAACUGUUCUCCAUGAAGAUGAGUGAGACCUGGGUCUGCUUCUCGUGCUGUUAUACUGAACAACCACAACCGAGGAGAAAAAGAAUAGACCGGACGAUGAUAGGCCAACCCACAAACUUUGUCCACACAGGACACAUAGGCCACGGGGACAUGGCAGGCAAUCAUGACGAGGGAGACUCAGUACAACAACAGUCAAAAAUCAAUUCAGUUCAGCUGCAGAUGAGAUCGAAGGGCGGGUAUGACCACUCGUCUCCUGUCAACAACUACCAGAUCAGAGCAGUAGCAGUGGGGGACUUAGCUAACCAUAACUAGAUUGCGAGAAGAUAACGUGAUAGGAAUACGCCAAGAUAAUGCUGUGCAGUCAGACUUUCUAUAUCAACCACUACGUCCCUUAGGAUAUAGACAUCUGUGCAUAUUCAAAUGAUCUCCAAAGAUCUCAACAGACAAGACUGUUUUGAUAGAAGCCUGGUUUGGGUGAAUACUGUCAUCAUGAUGCCUUGGAUUUUACUGGUGUACAGCGCCUUCUAGUGUCUGGGAAAGAAACUGCAGGCCCUGUCUCUGCCAUGUUGGAUAUUAUAUGCACUAGUGUACAGUGCCUCCUAUUGAUGAAGUAAGGAACUGCAGCACCUGUCUCUGCCAUACUGAGAAAAAAAACAUGAGAUUGCAACCUGUACAUAGAUGUGCUUUUAAUGAAAGAUAUUUAGACUGGAAGAUGAUAAUGUUAUGUAGCUGACCUUGCAGUUUUAAUGGGAAGAGAUAGAGGGCAUUGUGGUGUAGAGGGGAGCAUUAACUUUUUCAUACUUUGCUUCACUGCUUGCUUUCGAUCGCGAAAUUUCAGUAUGAACUGAAAUGUCAUAGCAGUUGGUUUUUAACUUCAUACUUGUAUUCUGUAUCCAUGUGUAACAUUACAGUUAUAUUGACAUUCCUUGAUUUUUUACAUGGUAAAUUUUAACGUGCAUUGUGCAUUAUUAUGUCUGUUUGUGUUUUCGAUAUCGUUUUUACCACUUUUAUCAUAUUUUACAUGUUUCAUGUUGUCUAAGUGUUGAAGGCUGGUUGGUGUCUGUAUAAAUGCAUGGUGUAUGAAUAGGCUCACUUUAAAUCUCCAAGUAGAUGUGAGGGGAAAAUUUGGCAACCCCAAAGUCAAAAACACCCGACAGCUUGAAAACGCUAUGAUUUUUCUCUUAACAUUUACUUGGAGGUUUCUUGUUUUUGGACUAACUUGCAAUAUUAUUGUGAUUUAAACUUGCAUUUCAAACUUUAUAGUACUUGGGUGCAUUGCAUAACUACCUUAAACUUUUAUCAUAUCAUUAUGAGGUACUGGAGCUGCUUUGAAAGAAAGAAAGAUGAUAAAAAA
Molecule: messenger RNA, 1461 nt
Organism: Branchiostoma floridae (Florida lancelet)
Lineage: Eukaryota; Metazoa; Chordata; Leptocardii; Amphioxiformes; Branchiostomatidae
Product: CDC42 small effector protein 2-like
Exons: 5
Coding region: 120-419 (99 amino acids)
Biological process (GO): regulation of Rho protein signal transduction
Cellular component (GO): plasma membrane
Molecular function (GO): small GTPase binding
Source: RefSeq, a predicted model, not a curated record